AUGGACGGCAGGGCGGCGGCAGCGGGGCAAGGCGCUGUGGAGGGCGGCGGCGGGCCCGGCCCGGCGCGGAGACCCACCCGCUUGGCGUCGGUGGCGGGGCCGAUGGCAGCAGCCGCGGCUGGAGGGACGUCGUCGUCGUUGAGCGCCGCCGGGUCUCGGCAGCCCAGCGUGGAGGCGCUGGACAGUCCCACAGGAUCCCAUGUUGAAUGGUGUAAGCAACUCAUUGCCGCUACGAUUUCUAGUCAGAUUUCAGGUUCUGUGCCCUCAGACACUGUGUCCAGAGAAUACCGGGUAUACAGGAGGCCUACUAUAAGGGCACUAAGGGAUGGGAACAAACUCGCCCAGAUGGAAGAGGCACCUCUUUUUCCAGGAGAAUCAAUCAAAGCUAUUGCUAAAGAUGUCAUGUAUAUCUGUCCAUUUCUCGGGGCCAUCAGUGGUACGCUGACAGUGACAGAUUUCAAAAUGUAUUUCAAGAACGUUGAAAGGGAUCCGCAUUUUGUUCUUGAUGUUCCUCUUGGAGUGAUAAACAGGGUUGAAAAGAUUGGAGUUCAGAGCCAUGGAGACAACUCCUGUGGUAUAGAAAUUGUUUGCAAGGAUAUGAGAAACUUGCGGUUUGCCUAUAAGCAGGAAGAACACAGACUGGAGAUUUUUCAAAACCUCAUUGCGCGAGCAUUUCCUCUUUCCAAUGGGCUGCCAUUCUUUGCAUUCAACUAUAAAGAAAAAUUUCCUGUUAAUGGCUGGAAAGUUUAUGAUUCGACGGCAGAGUAUAAGAGACAGGGUCUACCCAAUGAGAGUUGGAAAAUAUCCAAAAUUAACAGCUCGUACGAAUUUUGUGACACGUACCCUGCCGUUCUGGUUGUGCCGGCCAGCGUAAAAGAUGAUGACCUCUCUAGAGUAGCAGCGUUUAGGGCCAAAGGCAGAGUUCCAGUGUUAUCCUGGAUCCACCCUGAGAGCCAGGCCACCAUCACACGGUGCAGCCAACCUCUUGUGGGCCCAAAUGACAAGCGAUGCAAAGAGGACGAGAAAUACUUGCAGACCAUCAUGGAUGCCAACGCUCAGUCGCACAAGCUGUUCAUCUUCGACGCCAGGCAGAACAGCGUUGCAGAUACAAAUAAGGCCAAAGGGGGUGGGUACGAGAGCGAGGGCGCCUACCCCAACGUGGAGCUGAUCUUCCUGGAAAUCCCAAAUAUCCACGUGAUGAGAGAAGCGCUACGGAAGCUGAAGGAAAUUGUUUACCCGACAAUCGAUGAGUCUCGGUGGCUGUCCAACGUGGAGAGUACGCACUGGCUGGAAUAUAUACGGAUGCUUCUUGCCGGAGCAGUGAGAAUUGCUGACAAAAUCGAGUCUGGUAAAACGUCAGUGGUGGUCCACUGUAGUGAUGGCUGGGACCGUACAGCUCAGCUUACCUCGCUAGCCAUGCUAAUGUUGGACAGCCAUUACAGAACCAUCAAAGGCUUUGAGGGCCUCAUAGAGAAGGAGUGGAUGAGUUUUGGACAUCGGUUUGCAAUGCGAGUAGGUCAUGGAGAUGAUGAUCACGCGGACGCUGACAGGUCACCGAUCUUCCUUCAGUUCAUAGACUGCGUUUGGCAAAUGGCAAAGCAGUUUCCAGCAGCAUUUGAAUUCAAUGAGCUGUUUUUGAUCACCGUUUUGGAUCAUCUCUAUAGCUGUCUAUUUGGCACCUUUUUAUACAACUCUGAACAUCAGCGAAUAAAAGAGGAAAUAGGCACAAGGACUGUCUCUCUGUGGUCCUACGUUAAUAGCCAGCUUGAUGAAUUCAGUAAUCCUUUCUAUGUAAACUACGAAAACCACGUCCUGUAUCCAGUUGCCAGUUUAAGCCAUCUGGAACUGUGGGUAAACUACUAUGUACGAUGGAAUCCACGAAUGAGACCCCAGAUGCCAAUUCACCAGAACCUAAAAGAACUCCUUGCCAUCAGAGCUGAGCUCCAGAAGAGGGUGGAGGAAUUGCAGCGGGAAGCAGCAACACGCUCCAUUUCUUCUUCAUCGGACCGGGGCUCCUCUCCUGCAGCCACACCAGUACACACCUCUGUCUGAUGUGAGGCUAAGAUCAAGGCACAGUCCUGCUGUGGGUGCCUUCUGGCUGCCAAAAGACUCCCUCACCCGCGAGCAAUAUGGGAUGGCGUCGCCUCUUCUUCCUCUCUGUCUGUUAAACCAAGGCCAAAAUUGUUUCCUUGCAUAGAACACUGUAGAGGUGGGUGGUUGCUAGUUUUUCCUAAUGUGUCUUUUUCAUGUCUAACUGAAUUUACAAUGGAAUAAAUCCGUAUCUUAAGCAACCUGCAAGAAUGCACUUGGGAACCAGGGAUCCAUCAUGUAGGGGUCCAGAGAGCACGUUGCUCUGUCUCCCAGCGAGAAGCCCCAGGGGAAGGAGACUGCCAAAUCUGCAGAGAUCAUAAUUUCUGAAAGGGGAACCCACCUAGUUUCCUUGGUACUUAAUCAAAUUUUAAAGAAAAAAAAGCCACAGCAAAUAUUGUUUCUUGGGACAGUUAUAGAUGGCCUGAUGCACUUUGAAAUGAUUUAAUUUUUUAAUACUAUAGUCAGUUGUAUAUUUUGAAUAAACAUGCCAUUAAGCUAUGAACAAGAUUUGCCAAGCAUGAGACAGCGGGUAGUUGUAAAAUAAUGUCUUUAAAGCCUGGAUGAUUGAAUAAUAUUUUUCCAAGUUUUCUGCAGUUAUUGUCCACUUGCCAUCUCAUUGAUAUAUACAAAGUCACUUCUUUAGUUUUCCUUUUCACCUAGCUAGUCUUUUAAAGGUGUGAAUUGCAGGUGGUGCAAAUACUUUAUCUGUGUACACGAAUCCUCUUCUUACUGCAUAUGAGUCUAUGCAAGGCCAAGCACUCUUUAAUGGACAAUAUUCUUUUCAGUCCUUUUGCGGAAGAUCGUGAAUUGUCAUGAUGAUGAUGAUGAUAAAACUUUUUAGGAAAAACAAUCGUAAUUGUGUUCCUGGAGACAAUAAAGGCUGUUGUGUUUUUGUAUUAGCUGUUUUAGAUGUUUUCUUCUAAGCAAAAGCAAGAUUUAUUUCAUUUGCAUUUCCCUAUAUAUAAAAAAGCCAAUUAGCGGCACGGCGACUGCUACUGGCAGAGGCAGCAGGUGUUUAUGGCAAAUCUGGAUUGGAGCAAGAUGGUCACAAGCCAUGGGUGGAGACCCGGGCCUUGCGCUCCAGUGUACCUGUGCUGUGCUGUGCUGUGCCUUCAUCCCCAGCUCAGGCCAAGCUGUGUGUGUGUGUGUGUGUGUGGCACCAUCUUCUAUUUGGACUUCAUUUGUGGCACAUCUGCCAAAAAGUCCAGCUGCCACUGCUAUCAAGGUAGGUUAGAUCUUUUCUCCCUUCUCUUUGAUCAGCGCUACUUUUAUGCUUAGAAUGGUAGGUACACCUUGCAGGUGUGGCUGGGGAAGAGACUCCCCUCCCAGCUCCACUAAACGCCAGGGCUGCUGUCUAGAGAACUGGGCAACUAGUCACCUGCCUUUCAGUUGUUUGUUCGACCGUUUCCUCGGACAGCAGCCCCUUUUGCCACGUGGGAAAGUUUCAAAAGCAAUUUGAGAUACAGCGUGGAGGUCUGUUCAGAGGAAAAGGUGGUAAAGUCCCUCUCGGCGCAUGCCUUGGCUUUACCAUUUUGCUUUCGGAGACCGAAAGGGAGAUUUUAUUUUGUAGAAUUUAGAAUACUUGCAAUGACAGCAUACAAAACGGUCGUUCAGCCCAUAAUUUGCUCUGCCUUUGGUCUUCUCUCGAAGAGUAGGCGAAGCAGCACCCAGGGCUUAUACUUGUUUAAAAAUACAAAAAGGAAAGAUUCCUUUUCUCCCCCCAUUUAUAAGGCGGGGAAACGUCAGCUUUGUUUCUCGGAUAGAAGAGCCCAGUGCUGUGCUAGAAAUAUCUGGAAGUGAGCUUUCUCAUGAUUCCCCGGGGUACGGCUCCCUUUACAUGGAUUCCGAUGGCUUUGACCUCCCAGAGUAGGAACUUUGGAAGCUUUUAUUGUUAUCAAUGUUAGGAGAAGCCCCACAGAUCACUCACUGACACAGUGCUGUUGUACAAGUCAAUCGUUCAUUUAUUGUUUUCUGGUUUGUAGUUCAGCAAUCAAGUUUGGUUCAUACCUCCCCCAUCAUUCUUAUAUGCACUUUAGCAAAAUGAGCCUGCCUUUUGGCAACGUAAUACACCGUUUUCAUCUGGGACAGAUCAAUUUUGUAUUAGCCAAAGGUAUGUAUGUAUUGCUUAAAUAAAAGCUUGGUGUCUUUUGGGCACAAUCUAUUCUUUUAA
This is a messenger RNA of Elgaria multicarinata webbii, 4261 nucleotides long. RefSeq names its product myotubularin related protein 1 (gene MTMR1). Gene Ontology annotation, biological process: phosphatidylinositol dephosphorylation. The record is from RefSeq and is a predicted model, not a curated record. Gene Ontology annotation, cellular component: cytoplasm; membrane. Bases 1 to 2052 code for a protein of 683 amino acids. Lineage: Eukaryota; Metazoa; Chordata; Lepidosauria; Squamata; Anguidae. The transcript is spliced from 16 exons. Gene Ontology annotation, molecular function: phosphatidylinositol-3,5-bisphosphate 3-phosphatase activity; phosphatidylinositol-3-phosphate phosphatase activity.